This is a messenger RNA of Trichoderma harzianum CBS 226.95, 1524 nucleotides long. RefSeq lists its product as hypothetical. The transcript has 2 exons. Gene Ontology annotation, cellular component: membrane. NCBI's taxonomy places the organism in Eukaryota, Fungi, Ascomycota, Sordariomycetes, Hypocreales, Hypocreaceae. Gene Ontology annotation, molecular function: transmembrane transporter activity. The record is from RefSeq and is a predicted model, not a curated record. Bases 1 to 1524 code for a protein of 507 amino acids. Gene Ontology annotation, biological process: transmembrane transport.
AUGGAGGGUGAUUAUGUCGACGCCGGACCUUCGACGGCGGGAGGCGGAGGCAGAGGCCGUGGCCUGAGCGUCAGCUCCGUGGAGAGCUUCCAGCUGUACACGCCGGACGAGGACAAGGCCGUGAGGCGCAAGUUUGACCGCAAGCUGGUGCUCUUCGUGGCGCUGCUGUAUAUGCUGAGCUUUCUCGACCGAUCCAAUAUCGGCAACGCGCGCAUCGCCGGCAUGGACGAAGAUUUGCAGUCCAGCCCUCCUCGCGAAGAGUGGUACGAGUGGGCUCUCACGUCCUUUUACAUUGCCUACAUUGCCUUUGAAUGGAUGUCCCUCCUGUGGAAGCUCAUUCCGGCGCAUAUAUACGUCUCCGUGCUGGUCUUGACCUGGGGACUAACAGCAUCGCUACAAGCCAUUGCCGUGUCAUAUCCGAUGCUCAUCACGCUGCGUGUUCUACUUGGUAUAGGAGAGGCGGGCUUCACAGGUGUGCCUUUUUAUCUGAGCUUCUUUUACAAGAGGCACGAAUUGGCCUUUCGCACUGCUAUUUUCAUCUCAGCCGCUCCCCUUGCGACAAGCUUCGCAUCAACUCUGGCGUGGAUCAUCGUCAAGGUUGGCCAGCUCAGUCCCAUUGCGCCCUGGCGCCUCCUCUUCCUCAUCGAAGGCUUCCCCUCGGUCAUCGUCUCCGUCAUCGCCUGGAGCGUCAUCCCCGACUCCCCCCAGACGGCUCACUACCUCACCAAGCGGGAGAAGAAAGUCGCCCGCCUCCGUCUCCGUCGCGAAACCUCCUCGCCCUCAAAGACCAACAAGAAAUCCCCUCUCAAAGCUCGUGAGAUCCUCUCUGUUCUUCGUGACCCCAUUGCAUGGAUCACCCCCGCCGUGUUCUUCCUCACCAACAUGGCCUACUCCUCUCUCCCCGUCUUCCUCCCGAAAAUCCUCACCGAGAUGGGCCACGACAGCCUUACCGCCCAAGCUCUAAGCGCACCCCCUUACCUCCUCGCCUUCUUCAUCGUCCUCUUCACAGCUCACAUGUCCGAUCGCCUCACCGCCCGCACCGCCCCCAUCGUCUUCCACGCUCUCUCCUCAGCAUUCGGCUACGCCAUCCUCGCCCUCUCCCACCCCCUUCACGUCCCGCCCUUCGUCCGCUACCUCGCAGUCUACCCCGCCGCUAUCGGCUUCUUCAACGUCGUCACCCUCGUCAUCGCCUGGAACAUCAACAACCAGGCCAGCCAGAGCCGUCAGGGCGGCGGCUUCGCACUCAUGCAGCUCAUCGGCCAAUGCGGGCCCCUCAUCGGCACGCGCCUCUAUCCUGACCGUGAGGCGCCGUACUACACGCGCGGCAUGUGGACCUGCGCAUUGGCCAUGCUUUCCGUGGCUUUCUUGGCUGUCAUUUUGCGUUUCUACUUGAAGCGACAGAACCAUAAAAUGGACAAGGCUGAAAAGGAGAGGCAAGCAGACAGCACUACCGUCGAGGAGGAGGGCUUGGUUGUUCCCGGGAAGAAGAGGAGACACGCAGACAAGUUCCGAUACAUGUUGUGA